This is a messenger RNA of Aspergillus versicolor CBS 583.65, 780 nucleotides long. RefSeq names its product response regulator. The coding region runs from base 155 to 634 and encodes 159 amino acids. The transcript has 2 exons. The record is from RefSeq and is a predicted model, not a curated record. NCBI's taxonomy places the organism in Eukaryota, Fungi, Ascomycota, Eurotiomycetes, Eurotiales, Aspergillaceae. Gene Ontology annotation, biological process: phosphorelay signal transduction system.
CAGGCUUCAAACAGCCCAUACUCAAAAUGCACAUUCUCAUCGCCGAAGACAAGUACAUCCAUCCAUCCCGGCCACGGUUCCCCCUUCAACAACCAAGUCACCGUCAUCGUGCUAACAAGAAACCAGCUACGUAAACCAAAAGGUCUUCCACCGAAUGCUUAACAAGCUGGACCCAACCAUCACAAUAUCCGUGGCCUGGAAUGGAGGUGAAGCACUGCACUACCUCUCCAAUCCAUCGCCGGCAUGUCCGCGGCCGGAUAUAAUUCUUAUGGAUAUAGCAAUGCCCGUAAAGGGCGGAAUAGAGGUCGUCUCGAUCCUACGCACACAGCAGCCAUAUAUCGCAGAUAUGCAGCUAUCGUCCACGCCCAUCGUCGCAUUAACGGCGCACCUUAUGGGAGGAGACGAGGUAGAGAUGUAUUUUCGGAAGGGGUUCGACGAUGUUAUCAGCAAACCCGUUCGUAAAGAGGAUUUGCACCGGGUGUUGAUGUAUUGGAGUACGUACGGGAGGCGUGUUGUGCCGCGCCAUGGGGUGUUACGGACUCCGAUGACUGGAGGGAGAGUUCCGAUGCGGAGUGUGAAGGCGCAGUGGGGGCUUUCGUCCAAGCGGCAUAGUGGACCGAAGAGUUUGCUUUGAUUUCUCUAUUUGCUGUUCAGGUUGGUAUUUGGCGUUCUAUUGAUAAGUUCGGAUGUCCGGUAGUGUUUCAGGCCGAGUUAAUUGAUUACUACGAGAACACUUCAGUCUUUGGAUAAGCUAAGCUAUCAAAUAUCAGACAUCUUCAC